AUGACAGAGAGUCUAUUCCCUUGGAAAGUGGCGAAAAAUCGGGUCAAGGUGGACGGGUUCUUGACCGGUCUGACGAACGUGAAAGGAUUUGAUGCCAAAAGUAUUGCUGAAAAAAAGGCAAACAGUUUUCAGACUGUGCAUCAAGCUGGACACCACGAUGACAACGAAAACGACGACGAAGAAGAAGAAGACCCAAACUGUCUUAUGAAUCAUUUGAUGAUGAUACAUUUGGCAUCAUCAAUAGGAAUGGGAUCAGAAGAAAUGUAUGAGGAAGCCAAGAGUAUAAUGGAGAAGAUGAUGGCAAUGAAACCGCCAGAGAAAGUGAUUCAUUACGAAGUAUUUAUUCGCAUCACCCAAGUUUCGACAGGACAAGUCAUUUCUCAAGGAUUCUGCAACAACGUUCAGCGUCGGUUGUGGCGAAGGGGUUUGAAAGAGAAGGAAGAACAUUUCCCGUUUCUCCUGAAGCAGGGCCUUGAGAUUACUUUUGAUUUUGAUUCCCUUGCUGAAACGGAGGAAAUGAAAGAGUUCUUGCAGCGCUACACGGAAAAUGUGCUUGGUCCAUGUACAUGUUUCUGCGAAGAAUUUCGCGAUUUCAAGAUUCCAUUUUGCUUCACUGCUAUCGUAAUUGAUAAACGGGAUCAAGGUACCCAGUGUCUUUUCCAGCAGGAUAAAUCAAGAGAACUGCGUUUGCGACGAGUUUGCCAAACGCCAGGUUCGGAAGAAGGCCGAUUCAAGCACGAAUUUGUGGUCUACUCAACGUGGGGCGGCGACACGGUCCAACUCGGACCGUCAUCUUGCACAGACCGAUACAGACUGUCCUACUCUCUUUCACUCCAUGCAAGUUCACCCGCUUUUGGAAUCAAUGUUAUCCCCGUAUUCGACAUCAAUGUUGAAUUAGAUGACCGAAUGAAUCGUCCUUGCACGAAUGAAAAAAUGAAUGAAUGA
This is a messenger RNA of Cylindrotheca closterium, 945 nucleotides long. Lineage: Eukaryota; Bacillariophyta; Bacillariophyceae; Bacillariales; Bacillariaceae. The record is from the annotation of a GenBank genome assembly.